Hyalella azteca is the source of this 2122-nucleotide messenger RNA. Its product is annotated as sodium/potassium/calcium exchanger Nckx30C. Gene Ontology annotation, biological process: intracellular calcium ion homeostasis; calcium ion transmembrane transport. Gene Ontology annotation, cellular component: membrane. The record is from RefSeq and is a predicted model, not a curated record. The coding region runs from base 590 to 2122 and encodes 510 amino acids. The transcript is spliced from 6 exons. Lineage: Eukaryota; Metazoa; Arthropoda; Malacostraca; Amphipoda; Hyalellidae. Gene Ontology annotation, molecular function: calcium channel activity; calcium, potassium:sodium antiporter activity.
UCUCUAUGUAACUCUAAUCCUUCAAAUUGAUAGUGUUGUUGUGAUUAAAAUUGUUAUUAAAAGAUUUGACUGAUAUUACGUUAAGUUGUUAUUCUGUUGGCUAAAUAACUGUAAGCAUAAUAUUGAAUGACUCUCUAUAUUGAUGCAAAAAUUAUUGAUACUGACUAAUAAUUAUAAAUAGCAAGAAGUACCGGGUAUAAAUAUCUAUUCCCGAUUCUCGUUGAAGUGUUGGAAGUGACAUUGAAGUGUUGGAAGUGUGUGAACAAUAUUUAGGACUUUUUCUCGAAAGUGUCAGUUUGUUCAAGGAUUUGUCAAACGCCUUCUCCUGAGUAUUCUAAUUUGUGAAGCUUCAUCAGCGAUUGUGUGCACUGGUGAACAUAAACUCUUGUACAGACCACUUGCUCUUGUACAGACCAUGAAAAAAGCUGCCGCGUGUAGCACAUUUUCAAGCCCCUCGCUACAUCAUCUCGCCCGAACUUCUCCAGCAUCAAGUAUGGCACUGCGGAGCGGCAGUGCGCAGCUACCAUCCCAGUGAGCAGACACUGAAGAAGCAGCUGAAGUAGAAGAAGAACAAAACAAAGCAGACGACAUGAGAGAAGCGUUUACAGCCCGUGCUGUGGUGGCGAGAAGCCGUCGUCGCCGCUGGUAUGGCCCCCUCCAGGCCGUGGGGAUCCUCAUCCCCCUGCUUGGGGUUGUACUUGUAUGCCUCUUCCUUCAGGAUCCCUUGCCUUCAGAUCCCUUUGUCUACAAGCCAAGAAUAAGACGUUCGCUACUGCAGGAUUCUGUUCCCGUCAACGACACGGGCAAUGAAACUUCGGCUGAAGACCCUCUCUUCCCGCCAGACUUGUUCACCGAGGAUCAGCUCAAGAAGGGGGCGAUCAUACUGCACGUGCUGGGCAUGGUAUACAUGUUCGUCGCCCUGGCCAUGGUAUGUGAUGAGUUUUUCGUACCAGCUCUCGACGUCAUCAUCGAGAAACUUGGGAUAUCAGAAGAUGUGGCCGGGGCAACGUUCAUGGCCGCCGGCGGCUCCGCCCCUGAACUUUUUACUUCAGUCAUUGGCGUAUUUAUUAGUUUUAAUGACGUUGGUAUCGGUACGAUCGUGGGCUCUGCCGUAUUCAAUAUUCUUUUCGUUAUUGCCAUGUGCGUAUUGUUCUCUCGAACUGUUCUUGAGUUGACGUGGUGGCCGCUGUUUCGCGACGUGACCUUCUACAGUGUAGCGCUGCUCAUGCUCGUGUACUUCUUCACGGACAGCAAAAUCUACUGGUAUGAAGCUCUUGCUAUGUUCAUCAUCUACAUCCUGUACUGCAGCUUCAUGAAGAUAAACGCUCCAGUGGAACAUUUCGUCAAGAAACACCUGAAUAAAAAUAAGCACCAAGGAGCAGUCCAGGCUUUGCAUGGCACUGGCCCGCCGGGUGCUCCAGGGGCCAUGCCGGGCCCUGGGGCCUUGCCUGGCCCCGGUUUGCCUGGCCUGGCUAUAGCCACCGGAUCCAGCAUCCGGAGGCCAUCAACAGCAGCCCCAGUAAUCCACUCGGGCUCCAAGUUCCGGCACGGUCUCCUGCAGCUCAUGAUCCACACGAUAGACCCCCUCCACGAUGGUAAAGUGGACGAAAAAGCGACCCAGCUCCAUGCCAUCGCAUCUCUCAAGGUGCUGCUGGACGCCACUAAGCCUCAGAACGGACGCGUGCAGACAUACCAUCCAGAACCUGGUGAUGGUCGACCUGACGCACAGUCGCAGGGCACUGAGGUGACGCACAUCGAUUCCAUUGCGUCAUCCGACGUCGCGUCGUCAGCCCUGCACCACCCAAAUGGAGACCUGCAGUCUGAGAGCAACUCGCUCGCCAACAAUGUGAGUUACGCCGGGCCUGGUACCGGGCGCAAGCGUGUCGGGGCAGAGAACAACGGGCUACCCUCAUCAAAUAUUCCCCCGAUACCGGAGGAUGAAGGGCCUGAGUCACCACCCACCACCCCCAUCGCGCAAAUGGAGCAGGAAGUGGACGACGAGAACAAGCCCAUAGACUUGAGCUGGCCGGACACGUGUCGUAAGCGCCUCACGUAUCUCUUCGUGGCGCCCAUUAUCCUCCCGCUCUGGGUCACCAUGCCUGACACCAUUCCAAUGUCAUGA